Messenger RNA from Jaculus jaculus (lesser Egyptian jerboa), 2637 nucleotides. It is a transcript of the gene Fbxl15, whose product is annotated as F-box and leucine rich repeat protein 15. The record is from RefSeq and is a predicted model, not a curated record. The transcript has 7 exons. Gene Ontology annotation, molecular function: protein binding. The coding region runs from base 1509 to 2489 and encodes 326 amino acids. Gene Ontology annotation, biological process: SCF-dependent proteasomal ubiquitin-dependent protein catabolic process. Gene Ontology annotation, cellular component: SCF ubiquitin ligase complex. NCBI's taxonomy places the organism in Eukaryota, Metazoa, Chordata, Mammalia, Rodentia, Dipodidae.
AGGGCCUUGAGUCCCAAAGGCUGCCAACCUCCCCGCCGCUAGGUCCCCGCUGGGCUCUCCUACCAACCUAGGACCCACCCCAGACGAAAGGGAGAGUGGGGAACCCCCAGUUCUGUUCCCCCAAAUCCUUACAUGCCCCCGCCCCACUAGUAUUCAGGUCUCUUUCGCCCACCGCCACCUGAACCACCACACGCAGGGCCCAGCUGCACACGCGUGUCCCGCUCCAGACCCCACGCGUGUCCCUAGGAGGCUGCCACAUGACCUGUUACAUGCCACACGCGCUCCCGCCCCCACGAGCACGCGGCCACGCAAAGCACACGGUACGAGUGGAGACCGGACCCGCCCCCUGGAUCCAGGAGACCAGCUAUGGAAGGGACAUCGGGGGAACACCGUCUUGAACCCUUCGGGGUUCCAUGACUCAGACCCAGGAGUCCUAAUCCUGACCACACACCCGGAGCGCGGAGGAAGGAUAAAUCAGACUUCAGGAAGAACUUCCUGGCUGCCUAGAUCCUUCUUCCAAACUACUCUUUCCCCAAGCAAGAUAAGGAUGAGGAUGCAAGCCCCUCACCCAACUUCACCCUCUUUUGGCCCCUUCCUGGGCUGACUUCUCCCUUCUCGCUACGUGGAGGAGUAAGGGCUUCUGGGAAAACUAGGAUGUCUGGAGGCACCCCAAACCCCGAUGACAUAACGGAUGGAAAGCAGUUCUCGUUCCGAAGAAGCGGCUGAAGUUUGUCCACGAGUGCGCGGUCAAGAUCGGUGCAACGGCCCUCGAGUCCUUUACACGCCCCCACACCACCUCGGACAUUGGAGGAAAACUGGGCUUUCCCAGGGCGGAGUAUGGGGUUAGGGCCUGGGGGCGCCGUGAACGGGAAUCCCAGUGGCUCAGUUCGGAGCUCUGCGGAGUCACUACCCUACAGUGAGCACCGCCCCUACAAUCUACAAUGAACCCAAGGAAUGUGAGAAGCAGUACCCUUGGUGGGCUGCACCCAGCACGGAUUCCUCUGGGGGUUAUGGAAGGUGGAGGCCCAGCUGGAUCUGUAGUUCUUUUGAGAAACCCCACCCCUGUGUCUCUUUCCUUGGGCAAAAACGUCCGCGAUGUCUUCAAGUGGAAGGGGAUAAAUUAGGAUAGUUCUUUACUCCGUAAUUCACCAGGAAUGGGGUCGAGCCAGUUUGCUAGAUAAAAAGAAAUAUUCCACCGUUGCCUCGUUUAUUUAUUCGUUCUUUCAGCAAUUUACUCAUUGAGCACUUUCUGCGGUUUUAGACAGUAAGGUCUUGGGCAGUUUUCUCCUAUUUUCCAAAGGCGCUAAAAGCCACCAAAGGACAGAGGGAGGCCCUCCGCAACCUAGGAGCUCUGGCUCCGCCCAUUCUGCCCCUGGCCUUGCCUACUCCUCCUAUCACCACUUCACUCAGAAACAGCUACCGGCCCAUGACGAAGACAGAAACCGGUCUUGGCUCACCGCUCCUCCAGCCUCGGGCUUCGAGCCCUGUAGCUGAGAAGGCGAGAUCUCAUGACCAAGGAGGCGGGCUCACUGCAGCCGCUUCAAGGCCAAAGCGAGAUCUUACUGCGCACGCGCAGCAGCCCGUCGAUGGAGCCACCAAUGGAGCCGUCCGGAGGGGAGCAAGAACCCGGAGCCGUCAGGCUCCUUGACCUGCCCUGGGAAGACGUGCUGCUCCCGCACGUCCUGAUCCGGGUGCCGCUGCGCCAGCUGCUCCGGCUGCAGCGCGUUAGCCGGGCCUUCCGGGCACUGGUGCAGCUGCACCUGGCCGGGCUGCGGCGCUUCGACGCCGCUCAGGUGGGUCCGCAAAUCCCGCGGGCUGCACUGGCCCGGCUACUGCGGGACGCCGAGGGGCUGCAGGAGUUGGCGCUGGCUCCGUGUCACGAAUGGCUGUCGGACGAGGACCUGGUGCCGGUGCUGGCACGGAAUCCUCAGCUACGGAGCGUGGCGCUGGCCGGCUGCGGGCAACUGAGCCGCCGAGCGCUGGGGGCGCUGGCCGAGGGCUGUCCCCGCCUGCAGCGCCUUUCACUCGCACACUGUGACUGGGUGGACGGGCUGGCCUUGCGUGGCCUCGCCGACCGCUGCCCGGCCCUGGAGGAGCUGGACCUCACAGCCUGCCGUCAGCUCAAGGACGAGGCCAUCGUGUACCUGGCUCAGAGGCGAGGCGCAGGCCUCCGCAGCCUCUCGUUGGCGGUCAACGCCAACGUGGGGGACGCCGCGGUCCAGGAGUUGGCUCGGCACUGCCCUCAGCUCGAGCAUCUCGACCUCACAGGCUGCCUCCGCGUGGGAAGUGACGGUGUCAGGACGUUGGCCGAGUACUGCCCGGCGCUGCGCUCGCUGCGGGUGCGGCACUGCCACCAUGUGGCCGAGCCGAGCCUGAGCCGCUUGCGGAAGCGCGGAGUGGACAUCGACGUGGAGCUACCGCUGCACCAGGCCCUAGUGCUGCUCCAGGACAUGGCGGGCUUUGCACCCUUUGUCAACCUACAGGUCUGACUGACCCUCCUGCCGGUGGGAGCACAGCUGGACUGUGUGGCUGAAGCCUGACAAUGAGCAGUAGGGAAAAUGAACUCUGGGGACCUCUGGUGAGAGUCCUGUGCCCCGCCCCAACCUGGAACUUCAAAUAAAGAGCUUUUUAACCCCC